Molecule: messenger RNA, 4993 nt
Organism: Callorhinchus milii (elephant shark)
Lineage: Eukaryota; Metazoa; Chordata; Chondrichthyes; Chimaeriformes; Callorhinchidae
Product: TBC1 domain family member 9B
Exons: 22
Coding region: 19-3678 (1219 amino acids)
Molecular function (GO): calcium ion binding
Source: RefSeq, a predicted model, not a curated record
CGGUGAGGCGCCGCCGCCAUGUGGCUGAUUCCCGAGGAGGUGCUGUUGGCGAACGCGCUGUGGGUGACGGAGAGAGCGAACCCCUUCUUUGUGCUGCAGCGGCGGAAAGGACACGGUCGCGGCGGCGGCCUCAGCGGGCUGCUGGUGGGAACGCUUGAUGUGGUGCUGGACUUGAGCGCACGGAUUGCUCCUUACCGGAUCCUCCAUCAGACGCAGGAAUCUCAGAUUUACUGGAACAUCGCAGGCGGCACCUCCAGGAAGGAGAUCACACGGCACUGGGAAUGGCUGGAGAAAAACCUCCUGCAAACACUGUCCGUCUUCGACAAUGAGGAGGAUGUGACCACGUUUGUGAAGGGGAAAGUCCAGGGUAUAAUUGCUGAGGAGAACAAGAACAAGGAGGCGAAGGAGGACGAAGAUUGUGGGAAGUUCAAGGAGGCGGAGCUGAAGAUGAGGAAGCUAUUCGGGAUGCCGGAGGUGGAGAAGCUGGUGAACCAUUAUUCCUGCAGCUACUGGAAAGGCCGUGUCCCUCGGCAAGGAUGGCUCUACCUCAGCGUCAACCACCUCUGCUUCUACUCCUUCCUGCUGGGAAAGGAAGUGAAGCUGGUGAUUCGCUGGGUGGAUGUUACGCAGCUAGAGAAGAACGAGACACUGCUGUUCCCCGAGUGUGUGAGGCUCAGCACCAGGGAUAGCGAGCAUUACCUCUCCAUGUUCCUCAACAUCAAUGAGACCUUCAAACUGAUGGAGCAGCUGGCCACCAUCGCCAUGAGGCAGCUCCUGGACAAUGAGAGCUUCGCCCAGGACCCCAGCCUGCCCAAAGCCCCCAAGCCCCUCAAACACAGCUCCACACUCAAACGGGACCUGGAUGCCAGGGCUAAGAAUGAGCAAUAUCGAUCCACUUUCCGCCUCCCGAAGGCUGAGCGCCUAGACGGGCACACGGAAUGCACCCUGUGGCUUCCCUUCGGGAAAAUGCACAUCGCGGGACAGAUGUUCGUUUCCAACAAUUACAUUUGCUUUGCCAGCAAAGAGGAGGACGCCUGCAAUCUGAUCAUCCCCCUGCGUGAUGUGACGAUUGUGGAGAAGGCAGACAGUUCCAGCGUGCUACCCAGCCCCUUGUCCAUCAGCACCAGCAGCAAGAUGACUUUCCUUUUCGCCAGCCUGAGGGAGAGAGACUUCCUGGUGCAGAAAAUCUCUGACUUUCUCCAGCGCACACCAUCGUGGGGACGCUCCAGCGGGAAGCCCUGGCUGUGUCGCCCCAACAGCACCGAGGCCCAGAUUUCCGCUGGCCGGGGGGAAGGGGACUCGGGAAGCCCCUCGACCCCCAACCCGCGGGGUGGGACCACCAGCGAGCCGUUCAUCUACUGCAGCGAGAGCAUUCCCACAGCCACCCACGCUCUGAGGGCCAUCUUCCCCAGCCCUGCUUCCGGAGAGCUGGGGCCCGCCAUGGUGAAGGAGAAGAUGAAGGAGGAAUUGUGGAACAUUCACUUUGUGGAGUUUGGCCGGGGGGUGUGUAUGUACCGCACGCCCAAGACCCAGGAACUGGUGCUCAGGGGUCUGCCUGAGAGCCUGCGCGGAGAGCUCUGGCUGCUCUUCUCAGGAGCGCUGAACGAGAUGGUGACGGAGCCAGGUUACUAUGCUGAGCUGUUGGCGAGGUCACUGGGCAGGAGCAGCCUGGCCACCGAGGAGAUCGAGAGGGACCUGCAUCGCUCCAUGCCCGAGCACCCGGCUUUUCAGACAGAGACGGGUAUCGCCGCCCUGCGUCGCGUCCUCACCGCGUACGCCUUCCACAACCCCAACAUCGGCUAUUGUCAGGCUAUGAACAUCGUGACCUCGGUGCUGCUGCUGUACUGUAAUGAGGAGGAGGCGUUUUGGCUGUUGGUAGCGCUAUGUGAGCGGAUGCUGCCCGAUUACUACAACACCAGAGUGGUUGGGGCGCUGGUUGACCAGGGAGUGUUUGAGGAGUUGACGAGAGAGCACCUGCCUUUGCUGUACGAGUGGAUGCAGGAGCUGGGGGUAAUCAGCACCAUCUCACUGUCCUGGUUUCUCACGCUGUUCCUCAGUGUGAUGCCGUUCCCCAGUGCUGUGCUGCUCAUCGACUGUUUCUUCUAUCACGGCAUCAAACUGAUCUUCCAGGUGUCACUGGCCGUACUCGAGGCGAACCAAGAACAACUGCUCAACUGUGCCGAUGAAGGAGAGGCCAUGACUGUGCUGGGCAGAUACUUGGACAGUGUUUGCAUCAAACGCAAUUCAUCACCUUCGACCUCACACCUCCAGCCUCCGGCCAGCGACAGAGAGCUCCCCCCACCACAGAUUGACAUCUUUGAGCUGAUUAACUCAUCGUACGAAAAGUUUGGGACAAUCCGGGCGGAGGCGAUCGAGCAGAUGAGAUUCAAUCAGAGACUGAAGGUCAUCCAGAGUCUGGAGGACUCGGCCAAGAGGAGUGUGGUGCGAGCGAUCCUGACGGACACAGCGUUCAGUGUGGAAGACCUGGAGGAUCUGUACCUGCUGUUCAAGGCCAAGCACCUGACCAGCUGUUACUGGGGAGGGAACAGCAGUGCGGCUGAUCGCCACGACCUGAGCCAGUCCUACCUGGAGCAAUAUCGCAUCGACGCCGAUCAGUUCUGCCAGCUGUUCGCGGCGCUGGCCCCCUGGGCUUGCGGCCCCCACUCCCACGUCCUCGCCGCUCGCAUGUUCCGCCUCCUCGACCACAACAGCGACUCGCUCAUUAGCUUCAAGGAGUUUGUGAUCGGCCUGAGUGGGAUGUACCAUGGUGAUCUCAUUGAGAAGCUAAAGUUAUUGUACAAACUGCACCUGCCUCCAGCAUUGUGGCCGGAGGAGGAAUCUGCGGUGGACGCUACUCAGUAUUUCACCCAGGCUGACGAGGAACUGUACGCUUCAUGUCUCUUUCCUGACCUGGAUUUCCUGCCCGCUGCCUGCUCAGGAACUGCCGCAGGCGGCCUGGCCAGCAAAGCGAGAGCCGAAGAGGGAGCCAGCAGCGAGAGGCAGAUUAAAGACGGGCUGGGAGCUGCUCCGAGGCUGUCGGUUGGGGAACGACAGGACAAGAGGGAAACCGCCCAGGAGCUGCCCAAGAUGAACCAGGAGCAGUUUAUCGAGUUGUGUAAAACUCUGUACAACCUGUUCAGUGAGGACCCCGAGGAGGGGGGGCUGUACCAGGCCAUCGGGACCGUGGCCUCCCUCCUGCUGCGGAUUGGAGAGGCCGGCAAACAGGUCAGCCGGCCCCCGGGGAGGGGCAAUGGGAAUGGCAACACUGGGAACGGGAGCCCCGGGAACCCCGGCAAUGGGAACGCCGGGAUCUCGGCCCCCCGAUCCCCGGCAGUGGAGCUGAGCCCCGCGGGGGAGGGGCUGCCGAGUUCUGACGAGGAGCUGAGGGAUGACACCUCGCUGUCCUCCUACUCCAUGGUGAGUGCAGGCUCGCUGCGGUGCGAGGACAUUGGCGAGGACACGGUGCUGGUGGGCUGCCCCCGGCCGGCCCCCGGUGACUGGGCCGUUUCCCUGCAGCAGAUCCUGGCCUCGGUGCUGACCGAGCCCCUCCUCGUCACCUUCUUCGAGACCCGAGGCGACAUCAGGCCCAGGAUCAUUCAGUGCAAGCGGCAGCGGGUGGUGGAGCGUCAGCAAAGCUCCUGCAGUGAACAGGACCUGUCCUCGUCCUCGUCCACCUGAGCCGCACCGGGUAGCUGUGCCCAGCCGGGCCCCACCAUCACCGCCGUCAGCCACAAACCAGGACUCUCAACAACUCUCGCCGCCCGCACUCCUAUUGACUCUACCCUGACCUGGAGUUCCUGCUCCAGAGACACAGUCGCGUCUCUUAAACUGUCUACAAUAAGCUGAGCAAACUCUCCCCUCCCCCUCCGCGGCGAGGGGCUGAGAGAGGCUGCGAGUGACCGACCGACCACACGUCCAGGUGCGCAAGUGAAACAGGAUGUCAGUGUUUUGCAUACAGCCUGUGUUUACGUAGUGUUUACGAGCAGCUGGAGUCGGCCAGUCUUCAGUUACACAGUGUUGGGAAAACCUCAAUUAUCUCAAAUUCCUGAUGUUUUCCCUGAAUCUUGUGACGAGUGUCUGUGUGUUUGUCGGGGGCGAUCGCGAAAGUGGGGAGAUUUUCUGUUUUGUUAAGCGACGCUUUAUGUUGCUUUUCCACCGGAGACUCGCGGUGUCGACCCCCCCCCCCCCCCCAGUCGUUGCUUCAUGUCAGUGACCACAAACCCCAACCCUAGAAAUCGCUGAUCAGUAAAACAGCUGAACCCUGGGUGUGUGAGGUGCUGGUAACUGUGUAAAACUGCUUCAGGAAGUGACCUUUGUUGCAAAUGCUGGUUUCACAGGCUGCAAAUAAAUUGUAUUUUGUUUCCGGGAGGGAAGAGAAAAUUAAUCUUUUUGUGUGUAAAAAAAAACAAGCAAUGUAAUGUUCUCCUCCUGGCGGGGGCUGGGGACAGUUUCUCCCCCUUUGCGACAUGUUGUCUGGGCUAAUUCAAUGCCUGAACCUAGUAAGGUGGGACGUGCUGGAACCUCGGACCGUUGAGUUUCUGGCAGAAGUCUGGCCUUUUUUAGUAAAGCGUCAUUUACACUCGAGUCUGUCCUGAACAUCGGCCACCCUCGGCUGGUCGCUAACCACCCAGUGGGUAUAACAGUAUUGGAAAUCUCUCUCGUCCGCUCACAACCAAACCUGAGUUUUGGGUUCAAGGUCACGUCUCUUCCCUCUGAAUUGUGUGCGGCUGUUGUGCUACAUGUCAACACUCGUCUAUCGGCCAGACAGACGAUUCAAGAAACUUCGCUCGGCUUUCAUUAUAUCCGUCUUCUGAGACGUUUCAAUUCAGUGUUUGUGCAUUAAUAAUAAUCAGCAUUCUUCUCUGUAACAUCUCCCCCCCCCCCAACAGGGCCGCAUGUUAAUUUAUAUAUUUUUAUUGUCCACGUCUGUUGCUGUUAAUAUUAACCUAAAAAUGGACCAGGACUUUAAUAAAAUCACCAUUUAGCACUUUCA